CCAAAACCCGCGAGAGUUCCCCCAGCUUUUCGAACUCUCGCGGCUGUCCAAGAAGACGUGAGAAGCGUUGGACUAAUCGAAAUAAGGGGAUAUUUACUUUUAUGAAUCGAGUUAUAACAUAAAAAACAGAAGCGGGAGGUGAAACGGUGUGCUCCGGGGAUCUAAGAUGUCUGACAGCGACGACAGCGACUUCUCUGACAACCAGAGCGAGCGCAGCAGCGAUGGAGAGGCCGAGGAAGUGGAGAAUGAGGAGGAGACGGGCAGCCCCGUGGGCAGCGACAAGGUAGCGGAGGAGGAGGGCGAGGACCUGGAGGACGAGGAGGAGUACGAUGAAGAGGAGGAGGAGGACGAUGAGGACCGGCCCAGGAAGAAGCCCCGGCACGGAGGGUUCAUCCUGGACGAAGCCGGUACCAAAACCACGUCCGCUUGCCUCUUUAACCGAGACCCCGUUCGUUUAGAGCCCGGCCGAGACUCCAGGGAGGAGGCGCUGGGUGAAUACUACAUGAGGAAAUACGCCAAGUCCUCGGGAGGCGAGCAUUACUCCGGAGGGUCCGAGGAGCUCUCUGAUGACAUCACCCAGCAGCAGCUGCUCCCCGGGGUCAAGGAUCCCAAUCUGUGGACGGUCAAGUGUCGGAUUGGCGAGGAGAGGGUGACGGCCAUCGCCCUGAUGAGGAAGUUCAUCGCCUACCAGUUCACCGACACAGUAAGAGACCCGCUGGAGUUCCCGGCCCACGAGCUGAGGAAGUAUUUCCGGAUGGGCGACCACGUGAAGGUGAUCGCCGGGCGCUACGAGGGCGACACCGGCCUCAUCGUCCGGGUGGAGGAGAACUUCGUCAUCCUCUUCUCCGACCUCACCAUGCACGAGGUCGAUUCCCUCGGGCUGGUCCUCGAACUUCUCCAGCUCGGACAGCGUGGGCUUCACCCCGUCUGUGAUCUGUCAGGAAGCACAGACACGCUGCUGAGGACCACAGGGGCCGGGGCAGCCUGCCAGCGUGCAGGUGUGUGCCGGUACCUGAGCGAUGUCGUCCUUGUACAGGCCUCUCUUGAGCCGGACCCAGGACUUGGGCUUGAGGUUGGUGACCUCCUUGACGACCUUGAGGACGUCGGUCAUCUCCUUGAUGGGGACCAUCUGCUGGUUCCACAGGCCCAUCCGCAGGUUGCCGAUGCCUUCGAUGGCCGACUUCACGUGCGUCUGCUUGUACGACUCCACGUAGAUGUAACCUUUGACGUGGUCCGGGGUCUUGUUCCCCCGCAGGGCCGCGAGGGGGAGAUCCGCCACCUGUUCCGAGGCUUCGCCUUCCUCCACUGUAAGAAGCUGGUGGAGAACGGAGGCAUGUUCGUCUGCAAGACCCGGCACCUGGUGUUGGCCGGCGGAUCCAAGCCCCGAGACGUGACCAACUUCACCGUGGGAGGGUUCGCUCCGAUGAGCCCUCGCAUCAGCAGUCCCAUGCACCACGGGGGAGGAAGUUCUCCCCAGAGAGGAGGUGGAGGAGGAGGAGGAGGUGGAGGAGGAGGAAUGGGGCGGGGCCGAGGACGCAGAGACAACGAGCUGAUUGGUCAGACCGUCCGCAUCUCGCAGGGUCCUUACAAAGGUAAGACCAGCAUCUCGCAGGGUUCUUACAAAGUCUCCAGGAAUGAAGAGGAGUACGACUUUGGCUACGACGACGAGCCCUCCCCGUCCCCCCAGGGCUACGGGGGGACCCCCAACCCCCAGACGCCAGGUUACCCAGAAGUCCCCUCUCCGCAGGUCAACCCCCAGUACAACCCCCAGACGCCUGGCACGCCUGCCAUGUGA
This is a messenger RNA of Etheostoma cragini (Arkansas darter), 1795 nucleotides long. RefSeq names its product SPT5 homolog, DSIF elongation factor subunit (gene supt5h). Lineage: Eukaryota; Metazoa; Chordata; Actinopteri; Perciformes; Percidae. The coding region runs from base 167 to 1795 and encodes 542 amino acids. The transcript is spliced from 14 exons. Gene Ontology annotation, cellular component: DSIF complex. Gene Ontology annotation, biological process: regulation of transcription by RNA polymerase II; regulation of DNA-templated transcription elongation; transcription elongation by RNA polymerase II. The record is from RefSeq and is a predicted model, not a curated record. Gene Ontology annotation, molecular function: mRNA binding.